AUGCUCCCGUUCUUGACUCUCAUUUCUCUCGCUUUAGCAUUUGCACACGCCUUGGUGAUCCCUCAAGAAGACAUCGCAGCUCAUGAAAAGAGAACCGUUGCUCCUCUCAAGCUUGACUUUAAGGUCAAGAAGUCUUUCAAUGAGUCCACUCCCAUUUCGGCCAUCAGUACUAAAGCAGAAGCGCUCAACUCACACUUCUCUUUGACUAAGAGAGCAACAAGCGCCACUCUCACAAACAACAGAGACAUCAGCUACUUGCUUGACUUGAAGCUCGGCUCCGACCAACAGCCUAUCACUGUGCUUUUGGACACUGGCUCUUCUGACCUCUGGGUAUACAGCUCUUCUGUGUCCAGCGCCAUUGGUGGGACAUUUAAUACAUCUUCAUCCUUGGAUGAUAAGAAGACUGGAGACGAUUUCUCGAUUAAAUACUUGGAUGGCUCCUAUGCCAAAGGAGAGUAUGUCACCGACGACUUUGCUUUAGAAGACGGCAAGAAGCUCUUGGACGACUUCCAGUUUGCGGUUGUGGACUCUGCUAAGAUCAAAUCUCUGGGAAUCUUGGGUGUCGCUGACAAGAACCAGGAAGAGCUGCAUCCACACUACGACAACUUGCCUUGGGCUUUGCAAGCACAGGGCGUCACCCCAAAAGCAUCGUAUUCGUUGUACUUGGGAUCAGAAGAGUCUGGCAAGGGCUCGAUCAUCUUUGGCGGUAUUGACACCGAGAAGUACGAGGGAGAGUUGACCAAGUACCCGGUUGCGGGAACUCUAGGCUUGGCUCUUGAUGUCAAAAGUGCUGAGAUAGGUGGGAACAACAUCACGUUGAACAAGCAAGUCGUGUUAGAUUCCGGAACUUCGUUGAACUUGUGGCCCAGCGACCUUAUCGACGCAGUUGGUAAGGAGCUUGGGGGAGUCGAACUUUUUGGCUUCUGGUUCGUGCAAUGCGACCAGCCCAAGGACAAAUACUUGACUUUUGAUUUCGGCAAAAACAAAAUCAAGGUGUCUUACCAGGACCUCAUUUGGAAGUCUCAGGGGAAGUGUCUUUUGGGAGUCCAGCCUAGUCAGCAGGAUGUUUAUAUCUUUGGCGACGUUUUCUUGAGAUCCGCCUAUGUCUACUAUGAUCUUUCUCUGAAAGAAAUCUCCAUCGCCCAAGCAAAAGAUAGCGACACCUCAAACAUCAUCAGCGCUUAA
Candidozyma auris is the source of this 1185-nucleotide messenger RNA. Its product is annotated as pepsin-like aspartic protease. Lineage: Eukaryota; Fungi; Ascomycota; Pichiomycetes; Serinales; Metschnikowiaceae. Bases 1 to 1185 code for a protein of 394 amino acids. The record is from RefSeq and is a predicted model, not a curated record. Gene Ontology annotation, molecular function: aspartic-type endopeptidase activity. The transcript has a single exon. Gene Ontology annotation, biological process: proteolysis.